AGAAAUGAAACACAAAGAAAAGUGACGCGUCUCGACAAUCUGAGGUUUGUUUAAAGGUCGAUGUGUCGGGACUGAAUCACACACGCACACACACACACACACACACACACACACACACACAGGGCUUUUACUUUGACACGAGCGGACGGAGAGCAGCGUGUUUCCGGUGGAGCCGCCGGUGACGUCACUCUGGAUCGGACCUGCGGACAUGGCGCCUCGGGACCGGGUCGUUCACCUGCUCCAGCAGCUCCAGCGCGCGGCGUGCAGAUGUCCUGCUCACUCCAACACCUUCCAUCAAGGUGUGGGGGCGUCGUCCUGCUCCGUCCGCUCCACCGACUACGCCUUCGAGAUGGCGAGUUCCAACAUCAGAUAUGGAGGAGGAGUCAGCAGAGAGAUCGGCAUGGACCUGCAGAACCUCGGGGCCCGGAAUGUUUGUCUGAUGACGGACAAGAACUUGUCCCGCCUCCCUCCGGUGAAGUCAGUCCUGGAGUCUCUGGUCCAGAACGGAGUCAAGUACAAAGUGUAUGACAGCGUGAGGGUGGAGCCUACGGACAGCAGUUUCAAAGACGCCAUCUCAUUCGCUAAGAAAGACUCGUUCGACGUGUUCGUGGCGGUGGGCGGGGGCUCGGUGAUUGACACCUGUAAAGCAGCCAAUCUGUACGCUUGUCACCCGGACGCCGACUUCCUGGACUUCGUCAAUGCUCCAAUCGGAAAAGGGAAGCCGAUCACCGGACCACUGAAGCCGCUGAUCGCAGUUCCGACGACAGCCGGCACCGGCAGCGAGACGACGGGCGUCGCCAUCUUUGACUACGAGCCUCUAAAGGCCAAAACUGGUAUCGCCAGCAGAGCCAUCAGACCCACGCUGGGAAUCGUGGACCCGACUCACACGCUGAGUAUGCCCCAAAGAGUCGCCGCCAACAGCGGCUUCGACGUCCUCUGUCACGCUCUGGAGUCGUACACCGCCCUACCCUACAACCAGAGGAGCCCCUGCCCCCCCAACCCCAUCCACCGCCCCGCCUACCAGGGCAGCAACCCAAUCAGCGACGUCUGGUCCCGACACGCCCUCAACGUGGUCGCCAAGUUCAUGAAGCGAGCUGUGCGGGACCCCGAGGACCUGGAGGCUCGGUCCAGCAUGCACCUGGCCAGCGUGUUCGCCGGGAUCGGCUUUGGAAACGCCGGAGUUCAUCUGUGUCACGGGAUGUCGUAUCCAAUUGCUGGUAACGUGAAGACUCACUCAGCGAAGGGCUACAGUGUGGAUCACCCCCUGGUGCCUCACGGCCUCUCAGUCGUCCUCACGUCUCCAGCUGUCUUCAACUUCACCGCCCCGAUGUGUCCUGAGCGCCACCUGGACGCCGCAGAGAUCCUUGGUGCAGAUAUCCGGCAGGUGAAGCGGGAGGAUGCAGGUCCGGUUCUGGCCGAAACUCUGCGUCAGUUCCUGUUCGACCUGCAGGUGGAGGACGGACUCGGAGCCGUGGGCUACAGCUCAGACGACAUCCCGGCGCUGGUGAAAGGAACCGUCCCUCAGGAGCGAGUGACCAAACUGUCUCCCAGAGGUCACAGCGAGGACGACCUGGCCGAGCUGUUCGAAGCCUCCAUGAAGCUCUACUGACACUCCUGUCUGUGUGUGUGUGUGUGUGUGUGUGUGUGAGGGGCUCAUCGCAGGUCUGUGCGGUGUUGAGCUGCAGUUCCUCUAGCAGCCACUAGAUGUAGGUGUUUCUCUACCUGUUCAGAUUCUGUGAAAUAAAGUCAAACUGAAGUGAA
Molecule: messenger RNA, 1761 nt
Organism: Scophthalmus maximus (turbot)
Lineage: Eukaryota; Metazoa; Chordata; Actinopteri; Pleuronectiformes; Scophthalmidae
Gene: adhfe1
Product: alcohol dehydrogenase iron containing 1
Exons: 14
Coding region: 209-1609 (466 amino acids)
Cellular component (GO): mitochondrion
Molecular function (GO): alcohol dehydrogenase (NAD+) activity; metal ion binding
Source: RefSeq, a predicted model, not a curated record